AUGGAUUCUGUUCGGAAACGACGAAAAUCGAAAGGAAAAGCGAAAGAGUUCAAUUUCGAUGAUUCCUUUGAUGAAAAACAGAAAACACAAGAAGAUAAUGGCUUUGGCCCGCUAGCAGUCUCACUUUUCCUCGUCUCUCUGGCUCUGUUAGCCUAUUUGACUCAGUAUCUGCACUAUUGCUUACCCGAGCCUUUGCCACCGAAUGACGAAAACUCUCGUUUUUCGGAGCACAGAGCGUUUCCUCUCCUCCAGGAGUUGUCCGAUUUCGGCCCAAAGCCCGCCGGCUCUUUCGCUUGCGAGGAAUUAACGCGAAAUCGGAUUCUAAAAGAGCUACAGUUAAUCCAAAAUUCAACGUCAUCAAAUGAGCUUUUGUAUGAGAUCUCGACUCAGAACCCUUCCGGAUGCUUUGCUCUUCCAGCUCACGACACUGACGGCUUCUCGAUUUGCUACAGAAAUGUCUCAAACGUGAUCGCUCGAAUCGGCAAAAGGGGCACCCGGAAAUCGCUCGAGGACCAACCAAAAAUCUCCGUGCUUCUCAAUUGUCACUACGAUUCGUGGCCAACAUCCAGUGCCGGCGCCGAUGAUCUCUCGUCGUGCGCGGUGAUGCUGGAGUUGUUGCGAAUUUUCGUCGACCAUCCCGAGUACCUGCACCACGACGUGAUUUUUCUCUUCAACGGUGCCGAGGAGAGCUCACUUCUGGCGGCUCACGGUUUCAUCACCGAACACCGGUGGCGUCACUCGAUUCGCGCGUUCAUCAAUUUGGAGGCAAGCGGCUCGGGUGGCCGAGAACUUCUCUUCCAAGCCGGCCCAUCAAACGAAUGGCUCCUCAACUCGUACCUUGAGGCGGCCGUUCAUCCGCAUUGCUCCGUACUCGGCCAAGAGAUCUUCCAGAGUGGAGCCUACCCGGGUGACACGGACUAUCGAAUUUUCCGGGAUUACGGUCGGAUUCCAGGACUCGAUCUGGCUUUCGUGCAAAAUGGCUAUUGGUGGCACACCGAGUUUGACGAGGCCUCACGAAUCACCCCGGGUGCUCUACAAAGAGCCGGCGAGAACGUGCUCUCAACUCUAAAGCAUCUCCUCGCUUCUCCCUACCUCACUUCGCCAGCCGAGUUUGCCGACGAAAAAGCCGUUUUCUUCGAUUUUCUUGGUCUUUUCGUGAUCGUUUACCCGUUGAAUUUGGCGAAUUCGUUGAAUUUAUUUUUGAUUUUUAUCAUUUUUGCGAGAGUUUCGAUGAAAUUCGCGAAUAAGAAAACAAAAGAUCUCGACAAUUUAUUGAAUGGAUUUGUCUGGAAUUCCCUUUUCUUAAUCUUCAUUUUUAUCGUUUCUUUCAUCAUUUGCUUUCUGGUUGAGGCGAUUUUCGGGCAAAUGUUAUGGUAUUCAAAUCAUUUCCUGGUGAUCCCGUUCUACGGCCUACCGCUAGCGAUCGCCUCUUUACUUUUCGCCGCAUACCUCACGACGAGAUACAACAAAACUCGGGAACAAUUCGCCGAAAGCUUCGAGACGAUUUCGGAUCUUGGGUUGGCCGUUGUGCUGCUUUUUUUGACAUACAAAAAUAUCGCCUCAUCGUAUCUGAUCUUCUUUCAAUUGUUGCCCGUUUUAGGCUUCAUCCCAGAGAAUUUAAUCAAAAAUGGCCGUCCCCUUUCUCGCGUCAUUUUCGCCAUUCCCUCGAUUUGUCUCUCCUUCUACACGUCAGCUCUCCUUUUAUCGAUUUUCAUCCCGAUCAUGGGGCGUACCUCGCGUAAUCCGGAGCCCCUCGUACUCGCCUUCGUCGCUUUCGGUGUGCUGCCGGCAAUGCGAAUUUUGUUCUCGAUUUCCCUUCGCUCCCAGCCGUCAGCACUCUCGAGAAUCGCUUCGAUCUCCGCUGCCAUUCUUGCAGCUGCACUCCUACUUAUCGGCCUCUUUGCUAGCGGUCCCUACAACUUCAAAAACGAUUACCCCACAACGAAACGGAUCCAAUUAUAUCACGUCAAUCGCGAAUUAUACGGAAGAGAUGGGCAACUUAUAGAAAACAAAUCACUCCUCUAUGCGAUUUCGGAGGAUGAUCGCGGAGCCGAGGACAUUCCGUUUGUCGAUGCGGAGAAAGGGUUUACGCCAAUCGAAUGCGUCUAUCCGGAGGCUCCCUAUUGCGAGAUCCCGUUCUACUAUCCAACGAGAGGGCGAAUCCGAGAAAAGCACAUUCGCUACAAAUCGGUACCUGCGUUCCAGAUCGCCGGAAACGAGGUCUCGAAUUUGGAAAUCUUGAAAAAGAGCGCCUCUGGAGCCCAUCUGAGCUAUCGGAUAAGAUUCACAGGCACCUCUCAAAUCAGUGCCUACGUGACAGCUGUGGACGGGUGGAGCAUUACGAAUUGCUCGAUGACGAGUGAGUUAUCCGACGCAAAUACGAAUAUGUUCUUGUAUUUCACGUGUAGCGGCGAGAAAUGCGGUGAUUGGAUUGUCGAUUUCGAGCUUACUAGCUCAUCAUUCAAGCGCAAGCCACCCCCAGCCGACGUUGACGCAAAAGCGCUGUUGAUCGGAGUGACGUCACACUUUUUGCAUGGGCCAAACAUGGAAAGCCCGUUGCUGAAAGAGCUCAAUAGGGAGCUGGUGGAGCAGCGCGAAACGUCGAAGGAGUGGGCGAUGACGGCGAGCGCCUGGAAUGUCCAUUUGAUCUAUCGAUACGUU
This is a messenger RNA of Mesorhabditis belari, 2661 nucleotides long. The record is from the annotation of a GenBank genome assembly. NCBI's taxonomy places the organism in Eukaryota, Metazoa, Nematoda, Chromadorea, Rhabditida, Rhabditidae.